AUGAAGAGCAAGCGCCGUGCCCUGCGUGGGGCUGUGACGCGUUUUGCGGACGACCUUCGUCGGGUCACCCAGCAGCUGAAUGAUGGCGUGGCCUCCCUAAGCAGGGCAACGCAGGACAAGCCAUGCAUAAGAUUGAGUGAGUUUCGAGAAGUACUGUCAGGAAUACAAGAAGAGGUCUCCGACAUUACGACUGCAGUUGAGAACUUGGAGAGGUUUACUAUCGAAACAAUUUCCUUCGAGGAGCUCUUGGGCCACUGCCUAGCCUUGUACCAGGCCAAUCGGAAGACCCUUGAUAAUUUGAAGGAUCACCUGCAGCAGUAUGGUUACCGACAGCCUCCGGCCCUUGUAAUCGAGCCCGAGAACCCCGUAUCUGCAGAGGUGGUCGCCGCCAUCAAGGCUCGUCUUGGCGGUGACAAGGUUGGCGUGCAGGACAGCAGUAGCAGCAGCGACGAUGAGGAAGAAGAGCUGGCGGACUACAGCUACAGGACUGACUUGCGAGGUGGGGCGGCUGCUAGCGCCCGCAAGGCGCGUGGCAUUGUGCCGUCGACAGCGGGCGGUAUGGGCCCUUCUGCUCUCUUCCAACAAACCAACAAGAUCCAACGCAAGGGAUCAUCGUUCUGCUAUGCCAGUGAACAUGAGACCGCCGCCGACAAGGACACAUCCGAAGAGGAAUGGGAUACCACCUUUCCGCGGCGGCAGCAGCAGCAGCAGCAGGAACAGCAGCAACCGCGUUUGCCGCCGGGCGCUGAUGCCAUCGCGGUCGUGGGCGCUGUGUAUGGCCAUGUGCGCCCGACCGGGGCCAUGGCUAGCAAAAGCCGCAUCUUGAUGAGUAUGCAGGCAGCCAGCUUAAGUGCAGCCGCCACUGCCGCCGCAGCCGUCCAAGCCUCAGCAGGCAAGCCUAUGGUGCAGCACGCUACCAGCGUCGCUGGCGCCGCCAACCGCGGCUCCCUCAGCACGGAGCGGCCAAUCUCGCCAGAGACUGCCAAGAUCCUGGCCAAGUUGAACCGACAAGAGGACAAGUCUGACGAGGACCGCGGGCCAGUCUCCCUAGCAGCAUCCUUCGACUUGGCGUGCCUGGCGGAUUCCACAGCCGCAGACCUCACGGCAUCAAUGCGCGAUCUGGCGCCGUUUGGGCUGCGCCGGGUUGCUGUCGAGGAGGUAAAGAGCAGGAUAGCAGCCGGAGACAAUUUGGAUCAGAUCCAGGCAAUGGGCGCAACCGGUCAGCAGCCGCUGCCCCCCCCGCCACCAUCGAUCGAUAGUGGCACUUUCGCGCUGCAUGAGGAGCUGAUCUGCAAGCCCGGAGCCCCUGCGCCGUUGAAGCCCUUCGUCCCGCCGCUGAACCUUGGUCGGUGCACCGCAGGCGUGCCUGCGAACCUGCCAAUGGGUCCCUCACUGUCAGAGAGGCAGAUGCCACUAACCUCACAGCAACGGCAGCAACAGCAGCCUGUCGGCAGCCGCAUUCCGCUGAGCCCACGCCCGCCAUUGCCGCCGCCGGCAGUUUCCACACCGGAUCGGGACCUGCAGGCAAUGGCGACGGGCUCAGGCCCCACCUCGCGGUGUGCGACACCGCUGUCAGCGCUUCGUGCGAACCGUGAGCAGCACAACAAGUUGCUUGCAGAGAAAAUGGCGGGGUUGGAGCGCGAAUGGAUAGAAUCAGGCCAGGCAGCCCUGACACCCAUGCGCAGGAGCAUGGGCGGAUUAAGUCCCGCGGCAAAAGGGGAUCUGGCGCCGUUUGUGAGGGCCAAGUCGCCAGCACCUUCACGUGUGGCAGCGGCGGCUGCGGCAGCCGCGGCAGCGCUGAUUGCACAGCCCAGCACGUCCAUUGCAACCCCAAGCCGGCUAAGCCGCAACAACGAGUUGCAAGGUCAUCCACAGCCAAUCGUCAAUGGCGUUGCCGCCACCGCUAGCGCAGCGGCUGCGGCGGCGGCGGCGGCUGCCGCAGCCCUCCCGCGCCGUGAUGUCAGUGCGCAUGAUGCGUUGCUUCGCACUUCCGUGGCCUCAAAGCCUGCUACCGCCGCAGGGCUGCGUCUGGAAGCCUGCCGACGGCCUGGCUCUACUGAUGCCCGCGGCGGCGCCUGGCCCGGCUUUCCACUCUCACGCAGGGGCCAAGAAAGCGGCGGCAACAGCAGCAGGAUUGGAGCUCAUCCGGUGUCGGCGGGUAGGGGCUGCGACAGCAGCGACGGGGGCAGCGGCCCCGAUGAUGUAACGCUCGGGAUGCCGCCCGCGGUGUCGAACCCAAACACCCCGACGGCUGUGACGCCGGGUAGCUGCGGCGCCCCUUGUGGGCCUCCGCUGUCGACCGUUCUUUCACCCAACGCAGCCAGGCUGGCAUCGCACCCUUUGGGGGACAUCUUCGGCGGUGGCCCAACUCGGGUCUCCUCGCGGAUCCCCACGCCUGGCAAGAACGCCGGUGCCCAUGCCAGGCUGCCGACAGGCGCCGUGCUGCCUUCAGGGGCUGCUGCCGCCUCAAGCACUACUGCCCCAUGCGUGGCCAUGGAGCUUUGCAGUGAGGAGGAGUGGCGCAGCCUCCCGGGCACCUUGCAGCUAGCUUUCCCGCUGGAGGUGCUCAAUGGGCACAUUCGCGCGCUGGCGCAGACACUUGCUACUAGGCCCCUUUCGACCGCCGACGCCUGGAAGUACUUCUCCGCAGCCGACAUGGAGGCCCUGCCGCUGAAUAGCGCAUCCGCUAAACGUCUCCUCAAUACGUUGGUCAAGCUAGGCCGGUGCCAGGUUGUUGGUGGCGGAGGCCUUGGGGGGAACAUGCUGUACAGCCUGCUAUCCUGA
Volvox carteri f. nagariensis is the source of this 2784-nucleotide messenger RNA. RefSeq lists its product as uncharacterized. The transcript has 9 exons. Bases 1 to 2784 code for a protein of 927 amino acids. Lineage: Eukaryota; Viridiplantae; Chlorophyta; Chlorophyceae; Chlamydomonadales; Volvocaceae. The record is from RefSeq and is a predicted model, not a curated record. Gene Ontology annotation, biological process: chromosome segregation. Gene Ontology annotation, cellular component: outer kinetochore.